AUGGAUGGUUCGGUUGAUGGUGGUACUCACCUCACAAUCAACGGUAAAAACCUUGGCGUGUCAAGAAAACAAGUAGAUAAUAUCACUGUUGUUGGUGUAUUAUGCUCGAACAUUACGGUAGUCGAUCUAACUGUACAGUGUGUUACGGGACCCAGUUCUGUUUCAUCUGGACAAAUAAAUCUAAGUGUUGAUGGACGGCUUGGAGUCAGUACAGUGCUGUUUUCGUAUAAGGAUCCACAGCUGUUAGGACUAUCUCCUGCUGAAGUAAUACAAUCAGGGGGAAGAUCCAUCAAAUUGAUGGGAAGAAAUUUAUUAAUAGGAAAGAGGGACAUUCGAGUUCAACUAAUAGAUGAUUUUUCCAAGGCUAAACUAUGCUCAGUAAAAAUGGAGGUUUCAUCUGACGAAGCAAUAACAUUUGUUCCAGAGCCCACGAACAUAACUGGACCUCACAUAAUACAGGUUUUCUUUGAUAAUACAUCAGUCAGAACAUUACAGAACAUGAGACUAACCUAUCUGUCUGAUCCUGUAGUGCAGGGCACAGAACCUUCUGAAUUAAGGAGUAUUUAUAGUGGAGGUUUAAGCUUCUCUGUUGUCGGUAGCGGGUUUGUAGAAGUGAUAGAUGAAAUGACAGUCUACUUUUCUGGAAACAAAGAAAACAAUAAAAAUCUGUGUUCAAGAAUAAAUACAAAUCGUCUGAAAUGUAAAUACCCUCCUUUUCCAAGAUGGAUGACAGAUAAUAGCUCCAGGGUCCAAACAUUGCAACUUUCACUAGACGGUUUUACAACCACUUUGCAGCCACGAGUGUUGUAUCUUAAAGAUCCAAUUUUCUUCCCAUUUAAUGGAAACCAAUCCCUCAGCUUUGAUCCUGCCUCAAGAGAAAACAAAAUUAUCAUAAUGGGAGAUUAUUUAGAUGGUGUAGCCACUAAGGAUGAUUAUUUUAUUCGAGUUGGGUCGGGUGAAUGUAUAAUGACAGAUCUACAAAGUUCUAAUCUCACAUGUAAACCUCCAUAUACAGAGCCAUCACCAUUAUCAACUGAUGGGAAAUUGUAUAUUAGAGUCAAAGUAGGAUUUCUCACCGUUGUUGUUGGUGAUUUGAUUUAUCCUGCAUCAGUCGACAUGUAUAUUCCUAUAAUUGUCAGCAUCACGAUUGUUAUUGUGGUUGUCGGCGCCGUAUCUCUGUUUGCCAUCUUAAGAUGGAGGAGACGAAAAACCAGAAAGACACAACAAAGACAAAAUUAUGUUCAAAAUAUGCAAGUUUCGGGAUACGAAAUGCUGAGAAGAAAUCGAGAUCAAGCCAAUGAACACAGAAUAGAUGAAAGUAUAGUGAACCUUCUGAAAAGUAGAGGUUUACUUAUCUCUCCUGAUGACCUCAGAAUCGGAGAUUGUGUUGGAAAAGGGAAUUUCGGGAUUGUCUAUGAGGGUACUUUGACCAAGUCAGUGGAUAAUUAUGAAACCACAGUGGCGAUCAAAUCUUUACAUCAAAAAGUAUCACGAGAUAUAGAUGCCAAGGAAUUUGUAAAUGAAGCUUUACAAAUGGCUGAUUUCCACCAUCCGAAUGUGAUGACGUUAAUUGGGAUUUGCCUUUCUGACGAAAUGCCACUGGUGAUCUUGCCUUUUAUGAGACAUGGAGAUAUGUUAACAUAUAUCAGGGAUCAAAACAAUGUGAUGACACUUUUGAAUAUCUUACAAUUUGGUCUUGAUAUCGCCAGGGGUAUGGAAUACCUGUCUUUACAAAGGGUCGUGCAUCGUGACCUUGCUGCAAGAAAUUGCAUGCUUGGUGAUGACAAAACAGUAGUAGUAGCAGACUUUGGCCUGUCACGUGACAUAUAUGAGAAGAAUUACUACUGUAUAAGUAACAAGAAGUGUAAGUUACCCGUGAAAUGGAUGGCACCUGAAAGUCUUGAGAAAGGAAUGUUUACUGCCCAGUCAGACGUGUGGUCAUUUGGUGUGGUACUGUGGGAACUGAUGACCAGGGGAAAUAAGCCAUACCCGGAAGUGGACGGAUGGGACAUGCUCAGAUUUCUGAAGAUGAACAGGAAGUUACCGCAGUCUCAGUAUUGUCCGGAUGUUUUGUACUAUGUAAUGACAAGGUGCUGGGAUUUAAACCCCGACAGAAGGCCAACAUUUUCCGAGCUUGUAGAUGAACUGACAAGAUUCACGAAUCCAUCAUCUGAUGAUAAUUAUCUGGAACCCUCUUUUACAUAUGAGCGACUUCAGAGUACUUAUGUAAAUAUUGGAAUGGGGAUAGACUACAUUGACCUACAAGAAAACUAAAAGUUUAUUUUAGACUUCCUAUGAAAAAAGGAGAGUACUGAUUUGUUAUUUUGAAGCU
This is a messenger RNA of Saccostrea echinata, 2332 nucleotides long. Its product is annotated as macrophage-stimulating protein receptor-like. The transcript has 15 exons. Lineage: Eukaryota; Metazoa; Mollusca; Bivalvia; Ostreida; Ostreidae. Gene Ontology annotation, molecular function: ATP binding; transmembrane receptor protein tyrosine kinase activity. Gene Ontology annotation, biological process: multicellular organism development; positive regulation of kinase activity; cell surface receptor protein tyrosine kinase signaling pathway. Gene Ontology annotation, cellular component: signaling receptor complex. The record is from RefSeq and is a predicted model, not a curated record. The coding region runs from base 1 to 2274 and encodes 757 amino acids.